UUCUCCGUAGCUCACACGCGUGCUCGAUCGAGGCUAGCAAUUAGGCCAUGAAGAAGCCCACGCCGGCCCCUCGUUCCGGCAGCGGUCGCGUCGCCGUCGUACCCAUGCUGCUCGUCUUCUGCUUGGCAUACGUGCUGGGCUUGGUCUCCAACGUCACCUUCGAGAACUUCUACGUCCACAACUUCCUGUCGCCAUUGCUGCUGCCUGCCUCUCGGCUGCAAACGCCACCGACAACGCCGGAAGCGGUGCCAUGCAUCCUGCCACCGUUGCCCCCUCCCGAGCCGACGCCGUCAACGGAGAGACGGCGCAUGGAGAGCGGCAGCGGCGCCAUGCACAACAUGACCGACGAGGAGCUGCUCUGGAGGGCGUCCAUGGUGCCGAGGAUCAAGAGCACGCCGAAGCACAGGAUCGUGCCCAAGGUGGCCUUCCUGUUCCUGGUGAGGGGGGACGUGCCGCUGCGUCCCCUGUGGGACAAGUUCUUCGAUGGCCACGAGGGGCUCUACUCCAUCUACGUGCACACCAGCCCCGACUACACCGGCUCGCCGCCGCCCGACUCCCCCUUCUACGGCCGUAUCAUCCCGAGCCAGAGAACGAGCUGGGGGAACAUCAACCUGAUGGACGCGGAGCGGCGGCUGCUGGGGAACGCGCUGCUGGACGUCGCCAACGCGCGGUUCGCGCUGCUGUCGGAGUCGUGCAUCCCCAUCCUGGGCUUCCCCGCCCUGUACGCCUACCUCACCGGAUCCAACACCAGCUUCGUCGACAGCUUCGACCGCCGGGACGGGCGCGCGCGGCACCGGGAAUUCUUCGCCGAGCGCAACAUCAGCCUAGCGCAAUGGCGCAAGGGCGCGCAGUGGUUCGAGAUGGACCGCGCGCUCGCGCUCGAGGUCGUCUCCGACGAGACCUACUACGGCCCGGUGUUCCGGAACGGCAAGCACGGCGUCCGCAACCUGGAGGAGCACUAUCCCAUGACGCUGGCGAGCCUGCUGGGCUGGGGCCGCCGCAACGCCAACCGGACCGUCACCUACGCCGACUGGCGGCACCCGGUGGGGCAGCACCCAAAGAGCCACAACGGCAGCGAGAUCACCGAGGAGCUCUUCGAGGAGAUGAGGCGGGGCUACGGCGACUGCUACUACAACGGCGGGGUGGCCGAGGUGUGCGCCGUGUUCGCACGCAAGUUCAAGCCGGAGGCGCUCGAUGCCCUGCUCGAGCUGGCUCCCAAGUUGUUUGCCUCUGGGAACUGAUCGAUCUGCAGCCCUGCGUAUGUUCAACGGUUCAAUAAUCCCUUUUCUUUAGUGAAGCAACCGGUUAACGUUGACUGCAACUGCAACGCACAAUCUAGCGAAUGUAUAUUACUGAUUUAUUUGAUUCGCAAGAUUUGUGAAAGAUAGUACUAGCUAGUAGAAAAAAAUAUCAGUUUUGCUAGAACUCAUU
Messenger RNA from Triticum dicoccoides, 1431 nucleotides. RefSeq names its product glycosyltransferase BC10-like. Lineage: Eukaryota; Viridiplantae; Streptophyta; Magnoliopsida; Poales; Poaceae. The record is from RefSeq and is a predicted model, not a curated record. Gene Ontology annotation, cellular component: membrane. The transcript has 2 exons. The coding region runs from base 48 to 1241 and encodes 397 amino acids. Gene Ontology annotation, molecular function: glycosyltransferase activity.